AUGUCUCCUCCCUCGCUGCCAUGCGCUCGUUCCGGGGCCACUCCAACUAUUGUAUGUCGCUGGAUGAAGGCUGCUCUGGACAUGCUGACCCAGUGUCUGGCUCUGGAGUUGGCACCGGAAGUUAGAGUCAAUUCCGUUAACCCUGGACUUGUAGUUACGCCUAUACAGAGAAAUUCAGGAAUGUCGGAAGAAGACUAUAAAGUGUUCAUUGAGAAUUGUGAGAAAACCCAUUUGUUGAAGCGAGUUGCCCAGCCUGAAGAGAUAGCCAGUGUCAUUGCCUUUGUGGCCAGUGACGGAGCCAGCUUUAUGACGGGGUCUGUAGUACCUGUGACCGGUGGCAGACACUGCGUUUGUCCAAGAUAG
Molecule: messenger RNA, 363 nt
Organism: Symsagittifera roscoffensis
Lineage: Eukaryota; Metazoa; Xenacoelomorpha; Acoela; Convolutidae
Product: L-xylulose reductase-like
Exons: 2
Coding region: 1-363 (120 amino acids)
Source: RefSeq, a predicted model, not a curated record